This is a messenger RNA of Dioscorea cayenensis subsp. rotundata (Guinea yam), 4265 nucleotides long. Its product is annotated as zinc finger CCCH domain-containing protein 55-like. Lineage: Eukaryota; Viridiplantae; Streptophyta; Magnoliopsida; Dioscoreales; Dioscoreaceae. Gene Ontology annotation, molecular function: metal ion binding. The transcript has 6 exons. Bases 566 to 4111 code for a protein of 1181 amino acids. The record is from RefSeq and is a predicted model, not a curated record.
CACUGCUUUUGCUUGCCUUUUGAUUCUUUGUAUAUCUUCGCCUUCUCCUCCUCCUCCUCCACUUCCAUGGCUUCCCCUUUCAGCGAUUUCUAGGGUUUCUGACCCCGCGAGCUCCUCACUCAGGUUUCACUUGUUUUCGGGUGGAGGUGGUGGUUUAUUUGGAUGUGGAUUAAUUCAAGGAUUGGUUGGAUUGAGUAGAGUUCACUAGCAGAGGGCAUUGCAUUUGGAUUUAAAGGACAUCUUUUAAAACUAUAUAGAAAUGUCAAAUAAAAAUAUUGCUCGAAAUCCCUGCAAAAGCAAUUGGCAUGCUACUGAAAAGGAGCAACUAAGAAGCAUAAAGCUGCUUGUGCAAUUUCAGCCCUCUUGAUGCCAAACAUUUAAUGUGCUGUAAAGGCUAUAUCUGAUGCAAGGAAUGGAGGCAAUCCAGAUACAUUGGCUUUUGCAGGUCUCUACACCUAACCUUAUCAGUUUUUUGAUGGCAAAGGAUGGUUGAUCAUGCGAACUGUAUCAAGCUUGGGAGAGUGAGACAGUGAAAAUCAAAUAAACCUUGUGUAUCGGCAACACGAUGACGGAGAAUCUCCGGAAACGAGUUUCAAAAUGGGAUGUAGAGACAACUCCUGAUGGAGAUGUUCCAUCGAAGAUUGGACAAGAGAACCUUUUGUCUCAAAUGUCAGACGUUUCUUUGAAGCAUCAAGAGACAAACUUAGAUUUGAAUGCUUCAAAGUGUGAUACUAAUCAAAUUUCCAUGCAUACUGAUAUCGAAGGCAACAUCACUGUGCAAAUUAGUGAAAGUUCAGAAGUAGAACAGUUGACAGAGUAUGCUGAUGAUGGCAGUAUUAGAACAUUUGAUGAUUCUUCUAAAAUGUCCGAGUAUAAUAAGCACUCUGAUAUGGAAAUUGACCCUGAAGAUGACUGUAAGAAGUCAUGUCAGGAACUGAUAUCUGAAAGUCAAAUUAAAGUGAAAGAUGGUGGUGACAUAGAGACAGAAGGUCGUGGUACAGCUCCUGAGCAGAGUAACAGAAGAAACAUGUCUCCCGGUGUUCAUAUGCAAAGGCGCCGUAGUCGGAGCAAUUCACCAAGGAAUGGCAGGAAUAGGUCAUACAGGAGCAGGAGCAACAGCAGGGGCAGAAGCAAAAGCAGGAGCUGGAGCCGCAGCUGGAGCCAAAGUCGAAGCAGGAGCAGGAGCUGGAGCUGCAGUGGCAGCCGCAGCCCUUCUCAUAGGUCAAGGCGAGGAUCUGAGAAGCGGAUAGGUAAAGAGAGAAUGGUUUCAAGGGGAGCAGAACCAUGUAGAGAUUUUACAGCAGGUCGAUGCAGGAGAGGCAGUCAAUGCAGGUUCCUUCAUGAUGAUGCUCGCAGGCAGUAUGAAAAACAUCCUUCCAGAGUUACGUUGGAAAAGGGUGACAGUAAUGUUCGUGAUGAUGCUCGCAGGCAGUAUGAAAAACAUUCUUCCAGAGGUACAUUGGAAAAAGGCGACAGUAACCUUCGUGAUGAUGCUCGCAGGCAGUAUGAAAAACAUUUUUCCAGAGGUAUAUUGGAAAAGGGAGACAGUAACCUUCAUGAUGAUGCUCGCAAACCGUAUAAUAAACAUUCUUCCAGAAGUACAUUGGAAAAGGCUGAUGGUAACCUUCAUGAUGAUACUCGCAGGCAGUAUGAUAAAUACUUUUCUAGAGGUACAUCCGAGAAGGGAGACAGUAAAUUUGGGAGAGGAAGAUCCUCAGGUUUUGAUGUCAAGGAUAAUGUGACCAGUCUACAAGCAGAGAGGGAUUAUUCACAUUAUAAGCAGUCCAAUCGAAAUGGAAAUCAGUAUGAUGAUGACCGGAAGAAGUCUGAACUGCAUAGGAACAACAGAUCCUCUGAGCAUUCUCAGAGAGGAUCGAUAUGUAGAUUAAUUCACCAUGAAUCUUCUCAAGGUGGAUUGAAUGCAGAUGGUGAGGCCAAAGAGAAGAUGCAUGGUAGAAGGGAUGCAGAUGCUUCCUUCCAGCGAAGGAUUGAACCUCACAAGGCUGAUGACAAUGCUCCUGGUCAGUUCUUUGCUGAAGGUCAUGGCCAACAUGGUGAUGUUAGCAGGUUUUCUCAUCAGGAUGUUACACAUGUUGGGUCAAAGGAGAGGCUGCGUGGUGGUAAUAGGUUGGGAGAAGAUGUUAUAGUACUUAGUGUACCAAAUUUAGGUGAUAGGCCGUCUAGUACCUAUUUAAACAAUUCUUCCCAGCGGAUUAGUAAUGUUGCUAGUGCUACAAAAGGGGCUAGUGUGGAAUUUCUAGGAAGAGAAGUCUUGAGACAAGAUCCUCAUCUUCCAAAAUACACGAACCCUGUGGAAAGCAAAUAUGAAAACUUGUCCCAGGAAGCCCCUCAAAGAUCUGUACCUUCCCAAAUUCGCAAUGGAACACCAAUAACUUCUGAGCAGCAUCAACAGGCUGUGGCAGUGUCUACAAAGUCGAUGCCUGACAGUACAUCCGUUCAGCAGUCCUCUACAAUGAAGGUUGGAGGAAGUGGUGUCAAUCCUUUUCCUGGUGAUGCCUUAGGUCAAAAUAAUAUUCAUCAUGCUAUUGUUCCUCCUCUGCAUCGUCAGAACUUUGGUCCAAAUGUGCAGCUUCAGCAGGCUGUUUCUUCAUUUGCUUCUAGUGGGCAGAUGCAUCAGCAAGCGACUUUCCCACUGCCUCUGAAUCAGUUAGUAGGCCUUCAAGGUCCUUCAACUCCUCAGAACUUUAAUAUUGGUUCGCAAAGUCUGGUGGUUCUUCCUUCACCUCUUAUUGGACAAAGAUUUCAGAGUCCAAUGUUAGGGGUGCAGGGCCAACAGAAUGUUCAGGUACUUCAAAAUGGACAGAUUCAGCAAAACUACAACCUCAUUGGACAGAAUCAGCAGAGACUUCCCACACCUUAUGCUGGGCACAACCAACUAAAUGUGAAUCUCAAUGGGCAGAUUCAACAGAGCAUUCCUCUACCAUCUCAUAUUCCCCAACAACAAGUUCCCGGAAAUCUAAUUGUGCGAAGUCAGACUAGUUUAGCACCGAUUUAUAGUGGGCAGGGCCAGCAAAAUCAUGAUUUUGGCAGUCAAAGCCAGCUGAGUCUUCCCCUAUCUCAAGAUCUGCAGAUCCAACAGGCUUUGUCUUCUCUUGGUUCAAAUGGGCAGAAGCAGCAUGCAGCCCUUCAACCUCCUCUGGACACAAGAAGCCUCAAGCCAAAUGAGCAAAGUCAUCAAAUAAACUUGCAGCAAAGUGCAAAUUCGCAUCAGCCUACACAGACAGCUGGAGAUGGAUUGACGCAAAAAAUUGAUAUUCCAGCUAAACCUUCAGAAUUAAGUUCCGAUACGACCACUCGAAAGGUAGUGACCAGUGAGCAGGCUGUGCAGAUAUCAAACCUUUCCGCAUCUUUGGCACAGUUCUUUGGAAGUGCCCAGAACCUUCCACAACUCUAUGCCACACUGAACCCUCUCCCUGUUGGUGGCUCUGCACCAUCACAUCCAUUCCUAAACCCCGGUUCUGCGAGACCUGUUGUCCCAGCAGCAAUACCACCAACUAUUUCCAUUCAGCCUGGUCAAGGAGAAGUGGUGCAGCAGCAUCAAGAUCCUGCAUCUGAUAGUGCAGAACCUAUUAUACCAGAUACCAGUGACUUGCCACCUGGGUUUUCAGCAAAUCCUGUUGGACAAAAAGAUCUGAAACUUGAGAAUUCACAAGCAUCAAAGGGCAUGACUAAGUUAGCAUUCACCGAUGAAGAAGAACAAGCCGAAGUGAUUGCUGAUAAUGAGCUCAAGGAAGUUAAUGAGGCAGAAACUGAUCAAACUAAGAAAGAACAAGCAGCACGAUCUGAGGAUGCAGACCUGGAGAUCAAAACUGAUGGGGAGAGCAAGAAGAACAAAGAUGCGAAAGGGAUACGUAUGUUCAAAUGUGCUCUUGUGGAGUUUGUAAAGGAUAUUUUAAAGCCGCAUUGGAAGGAAGGAUUACUGAGCAAAGAAGUUCAUAAAACAAUAGUCAAGAAAGUUGUUGACAAGGUCACUGUUGUUAUGCAAAGUGGGACGGUUCCUCAGACACCAGAGAAGAUUGAACAUUAUUUAUCACAUUCAAAAGCAAAACUUAACAAACUUGUACAGGCAUAUAUGGAAAAAUAUGCAUAGGGCGGAUCACAUGAUCAAUGGGACCUAAGCUAUUUGCUUGCCACCGGCUUUUGUAGAAGACUGUUGUUUUGCUUUAUUCCCUGAACUCUUUUCUUGUAAAUUUUAAUGGUGAGCACAUAAUUAAGUUAAUGAAGAUUAGUUGGAUCUUUUGUUU